Macrosiphum euphorbiae (potato aphid) is the source of this 813-nucleotide messenger RNA. The record is from the annotation of a GenBank genome assembly. Lineage: Eukaryota; Metazoa; Arthropoda; Insecta; Hemiptera; Aphididae.
AUGGAAAAUAGUUUAUUUAAAGAGAAUAACACUUUAUUAAACCCGCCUUCAGUUGUGCUUGUGCCGGAAAAUGUAUACAUGACUUCAAAUAAAAAUCAUUCAUAUUUAAUACAUAUAAUUGUUCCAUUAAAUGAAGACAGCAGAAUAUGGUUACACAUCAAAAAACUAACACUUGAGUCCAUGUCUAAUAAUAAGAUAACGAUUUUCGAGGUAGAACAAUAUCCCGUUUCUCAAUUUCAAAAUAAUACAGUUUUAAAAAUUCCUGCUGGUUUGUAUACGCUGACGAUACAUUAUAAGGAUAAAAAACAGCAGCCGAUAUCAAGGAAUGUCUUGAAUCUUGAAACCAAUCGUAUUUACACAUAUAGAAAUGAACAUGAUUAUAAAACUAAUUCUAAAUUACAAUCAAAUACAGUUGUACAGACCCGCGUUUUAAGUAAAGAGUGGUUAUUACCUCAAUUCAUUUGCAUGACAUUCGGUGAGACAUUGUUUACCAUGACCGGAUUAUCAUUUUCUUUCUCAGAAACUCCCGAAUCGAUGAAAACCGUGUCAAUAUCUAUGUGGUAUUUUUGCGUGGCUCUCGGGAAUUUGAUUGUAAUUUUCAUCAACAAAUUUGUAGCGUUUGAAAAGAAAUCCAACAUGUUCUUCAUGUUCGCUUUCAUUGCGCUUUUAACGAUAAUCGCCACCUGCAAAUGGAGUAACAAGUACGAAAAAUUAUAUCACGAAAAUAAAACAGACACGGAAAAUGAGAGCGAUAGUGAUAACGUCAAUUUAGUAAUGUUAUUAAAAAAGGAGAGUUAUCAACUAUCGUUUUGA